GUCUUUCUCUCUUUCUCUUCCCUCUCUUCUCUCUCCCGCGAGGCUUGGGGCCAGCUCCGAUUCUUCGCUUUCACUGCUCGAACAGACACGGUUUCUUCUUCAAUCAUCUCUCUUCUUCCUCACCAACUCUCUCUCUCUCUCUCUCUCUCUCUCCCACACACACCACCAGCUGCUCAAUCAUUGCUUCCUUUAGAUCUACCCCGAUUCUUGUUACUGUUCCAGUCACGAACCCUGCUGUUGUUAAGUUUGAUCUGAUCUGAGCGUUGCCUGCGAUUCCAUCGAGGAUGGCGACGGCGAAGAUGGCUCGAUCGCGGGGGACGCCGGUGAAGGAGAAUGGCGCCAAGCUGGAGGAAGGGCUUACCGUCUUCAAGUCCGAUAAGUUCGACGCCGAUGCUUACGUCCAGUCCAACUGCGCCCUCAACGAGAAGGAAAUAAGACAGUUAUGCUCCUACCUCUUGGACCUCAAGAAAGCUUCUGCUGAGGAAAUGCGGAGAAGUGUUUAUGCUAAUUAUACAGCAUUCAUAAAAACAUCCAAAGAGAUAUCAGAUUUAGAGGGGGAGCUUCUGUCUAUUAGGAACCUGCUGUCGACUCAAGCUACCUUAAUUCAUGGAUUAGCUGAUGGGGUUCAUAUCGAGUCCUCAUCUACCAACUUGCAUGAAGACUCAACUGAAAAUGUUCACUCAGAUUUUGAAGAUAGAGAUCCUUCAGAUUUGGAGAGGUGGUCAGUAGAAUUUCCUGAUCUUCUUGAUGUUUUGUUAGCUGAGAGGAGAAUCGAUGAAGCUCUGUCAGCCCUUGAUGGGGGAGACCGUAUCGUUGCUGAAUCAAAAGAAACAAAAGCUCUGAGCACAACUUUACUUGCUUCACUACAGACAGCUAUAACUGAACGUAGAAACAAAUUAGCAGAUCAGCUUGCUGAAUCUGCUUGCCAACCUUCAACCCGUGGUAGCGAACUUCGCUCUGCAAUAUCUGCUCUCAAGAAACUUGGGGAUGGACCUCGAGCUCACACUUUGCUUCUUAAUGCGCAUUUUCAAAGGUAUCAGUAUAACAUGCAAACCCUUCGUCCAUCAAGCACCUCUUAUGGAGGGGCAUAUACAGCUGCCCUGUCCCAGCUGGUAUUUUCUGCUAUUGCACUAGCUGCCAGUGAUUCUUUAUCCAUUUUUGGCAAGGAGCCAGCUUAUACUUCUGAGCUUGUGAUGUGGGCAACAAAGCAAGUAGAAGCUUUUGCUCUUCUUGUUAAAAGACAUGCACUGUCUUCAUCAGCAGCUGCUGGAGGUCUACGAGCUGCUGCAGAAUGUGUUCAAAUUGCUUUAGGACAUUGUUCAUUGCUGGAAGCUCGUGGCCUUGCCCUUUGCCCCACCCUCCUAAAGCUGUUCAGGCCUAGUGUUGAGCAGGCAUUAGAGGCUAACUUGAAAAGGAUUGAGGAGAGCACUGCUGCUCUAGCCGCUGCUGAUGAUUGGGUUCUAACUUACCCUCCUACUCCCACACGCCAAUCUGGCAGGCUUUUGAGUGCUUCUGUUGGGAACACUACUGCAUUUCAACAUAGACUCACCAGUAGUGCACAUCGGUUCAAUUUAAUGGUCCAGGAUUUCUUUGAGGAUGUGGGACCAUUAUUAAGUAUGCAAUUGGGAGGUCAAACACUGGAAGGUCUGUUUCAGGUAUUUAACUCCUAUGUGAACAUGCUCAUAAAAGCUUUACCUGGUUCAAUGGAGGACGAAGCAAAUUUUGAAGGUUCUGGGAAUAAGAUUGUACGGUUGGCUGAGACUGAAGCUCAGCAGAUAGCUUUGCUGGCAAAUGCAUCAUUAUUGGCAGAUGAGCUACUCCCCCGUGCAGCUAUGAAGCUUUCUCCACUGAGUCAGUCUCAUUAUAAGGAUGAUUUACAGAGAAGACCAGCAGAUAGACAAAAUCGUCAUCCUGAACAAAGAGAAUGGAAGAGGCGGCUUGUGAGCUCAGUUGAUAGACUAAAAGACACUUUCUGUCGGCAACAUGCUCUGGAUCUUAUUUUCACUGAGGACGGUGACAGCCAUCUUACUGCAGAUAUGUACAUAAAUAUGGAUGGAAAUGCAGAUGAGAUCGACUGGUUCCCUUCUCUACUGUUCCAGGAGCUGUUUGCAAAAUUGACAAGGAUGGCCAGUAUGGCUGCAGAUAUGUUUGUAGGCAGGGAACGGUUUGCCACGUUGUUAUUGAUGAGACUAACAGAAACUGUCAUCCUCUGGCUCUCUGAAGACCAAAGCUUUUGGGAUGACAUUGAAGAAGGGCCAAGACCUUUAGGUCCUGUUGGUCUGCAGCAGUUUUAUUUGGAUAUGAAAUUUGUCAUGUGCUUUGCCUCCCAAGGACGAUAUUUGUCACGGAAUUUGCAUAGAGUUGUCAAUGAGAUCAUAUCAAAAGCCAUUGCAGCAUUUUCUGCUACAGGAAUGGAUCCAUACAGCGUGCUACCUGAAGAUGAGUGGUUCAAUGACGUUUGUCAGGAUGCAAUUGGUAGACUGAGUGGAAAACCUAGAGCCAUCAACGGAGACAGAGAACUUAACAGCCCGACCGCCUCUGUUUCAGCACAGUCAAUCUCAUCAGUUAGGUCUCACGGGAGUUCUUGAACGCACUUGUCUCAGAUCUGUAAAUUAGAAAGAAAAGGGAAAAUUAGGUUGUGUGAUGCAAAUUCUUGUGUCAAUAGUUCAGCAAAUUUUUGCCUCGCCAUUUUUCAUUUGAUUUCGUUGCAGUAGUGUUCUCUUUAGUUGUAGAGCAUGACCUAUGAUACUAUGGUUAGGGAGUCUUUCCUCUGGGUGAGUGAGAUCCUGACAUUGUAAAUGUUUAUUUGCUUUCUUAUCACAAUUUUGUUGUUCUUU
Messenger RNA from Rhodamnia argentea, 2837 nucleotides. RefSeq names its product exocyst complex component EXO84B. The transcript has 7 exons. Lineage: Eukaryota; Viridiplantae; Streptophyta; Magnoliopsida; Myrtales; Myrtaceae. Gene Ontology annotation, biological process: intracellular protein localization; exocytosis; Golgi to plasma membrane transport. The record is from RefSeq and is a predicted model, not a curated record. Gene Ontology annotation, cellular component: exocyst. Bases 285 to 2588 code for a protein of 767 amino acids.